AUGGAAGACACCAACAUGGCAACCUCUUCGCUGCAUCAGCAGCAUCAACAAUUCGGCCAAGGCCUUGGUAACAACGGCGAUGGCCCGCCUGGCGACAGGCAAGAUGACAAGUCCCAACGUGGGCACUACGCGGAUGUCAUCCGCCCGCCUGAUUUCAUGGCAGUCAUGAAAGACGCCGGCGUGAAGCACUUUCAUACCCGGUGCAUGAUGUGUGGUGAGACGGCAACGUCACACCACCGCAAGACCUGGCGCGAAUGCCGAGGGCGUUGUCCACUCAACCCCAAUCAUACUCACACUCAGCAGAUCUGCCCCGACCUGCUGAAGGUUGCCAACGAGGAUUGGUGUAUAGCGCAUCUGGAAGAGAGCAUGAAAGCUGAGCGUGAUACCGCUCGUGGGCCAGAGACGCUGCAGCGACGAGAGCAGCGACGAGAGUCGCAAUGCGAGCACCGACAUGAGGCGCCAGGCGUUUCUAGCCUAGACAGGCAGGCUCCCGCGGCUCCUCCGAAAUUCCCCUAUGCGGCUCCUCCGCAAGGUAAGUGGCAGACUAAUAGGUCGCCAACGCCAUAUCUCGACGACAGAAGGUCGAGUUCCGGUGAGCGCUACGGCGCUAUGUAUAGUCCUGUACCUGAGACAGGACAUGAUCAUCAUGGUAGUUAUACUGACCAUAGGUAUCCUUCCGAUGGAGAUAGAUACCCAGAACCCACUGGCCGAGGCCGCAGUCGGGACGUACGUGAGCGGAGUCCGCCACUGCCUGAAGAGAGUGUCGACCAUGGCACUCAAGCGAUGAUCGCUAAUCCAGGAAGCCCUCAAAUAACGGGCACAUGCAACAGGAACCAGGCUGUUCAAUACAGCCCAAGCACCCAUAAGACGCCGGCUCAGCCGCGCAACGUGCCAGCAGCCGGCCCCACGGGCCUCCUACCUGAUGUCGAUAUCGACUCCACCGAGCUGCCUGGUAUGGCGCUUAUUGACGUCGACCGCUAUGUAGACCUAGCACGGAGAAUACCGACUGAUGGUUUCUUGCCGCUGAUCAAGGCGGGUUUCGACGAUGAGCGCGCCUCAGGCUCGCCAUUGAGUGGUAUCAUGGAAGAUCCCGAGUUCCCUCCCGUAUGGCAAGGCGCCUGUGAUCGGUUUUUCUGUUCCAUGAACGAAGAGGUCCUUAUUGAGACCAUUGCUGGCAACAUUGAUCUUGCUUACCUGAAAAGCCGGGCCGCUGGUACUGACGUCGCACAGUACAUUGACAAGCUGCGAGAUCGCGCUUCAUACCAUCCUUCGUGCUAUGUACGGCCCUUGACCGAUACUAACGGCUCCGCCAUGUCGCUUGACCAUUAUGAGCAGAUGCUAGACAUCGCUGAGCGCUACUGCGAGCGCAGUGUGGCACAUGCCACCGAAGCGUACAACAUCGACUGCAUUGCCGAUGAAGAGGAAUCUCAGACGACGGAUUCCCAAGACACCACUGGCUGGUCCCUCGAUGAUUCGAGAAAAGGUAUUCGCCGCCAUCUCACGACAAGCGCAAACGCAUUCUCGGAGAGCAGAGCGAAGUGUCUUCGCGCCUGGAUCGUAGCAGGCCGAGCUCGCAUACGCCAUUGUCGAAGCCAAGGCAUCAACCUAGCACCCCCAAUACAGUAUGUUGGGUACGCAAUGAACGCCGCAAAGCGGCGCAAAGGCCACGAAAGCCGGAACUCGGCUAGUUGGCUCAGUCUGCUUGUAAGCGACAUAUGCGAGACGCAAUGGCCUGGUUUGUACAGGCUCAAGUUCUACGUGAUCUGCUUGAUCCUCGACCCCGGUCUGGGACAGCUCUGCGAGGUUGUCUUCUGUCGCUAUCUACGCGCUCACACUGUGAAUGGCGGCCUUAGCAUCGAUUGGGCAGGCAAGAGUAUAUCAAGCCUUGCCUUGCCAGGGGCAACAGAUGCAGAGCGAGACGACUUUUGGUCUCGCAAGCAACAGUGGGUCGAAAAUAACACUGACUUCACAGCGAAUGUCACCCUUGAGGGGCAGCGCCGCAAAGCUUUGUAUAAAGCUGAGUACAUGCGGAAAAUUGCUGCAGAAGAGGAACGCUCGGCACAACUCAAGCAGAGAGUAGCCGAUGCUCAGCACUUGUUCGACCAAGCCGAACAGUCCCUCGCGUUGGUGAGGAAGGAAGGCCCACUAACCGCAAAGAAUGCGCAGGCGCUUGAAGCCGUCGAACUCGGCAAAGCAAUCCUCAAGCGAUAA
Messenger RNA from Alternaria arborescens, 2211 nucleotides. RefSeq lists its product as hypothetical. The record is from RefSeq and is a predicted model, not a curated record. The transcript has a single exon. Lineage: Eukaryota; Fungi; Ascomycota; Dothideomycetes; Pleosporales; Pleosporaceae. The coding region runs from base 1 to 2211 and encodes 736 amino acids.